UUGAGGGGAUUGCUGAACUCUGAAGCAGGGGAAUUGUUUUGCUUUCAUCUGUACUAAAACCCGACGUCGUACCAAAUCCCAAUCGAAGUAGCCGUUUUUAGUACUAAAAGUAGAAAUUUGCCGCCUCACGGCAUGCUUGGGCUCAUUUACAACAACACUACCGCCCGGUGCACAUCAUGGACGAGGCAGCGCAGCAGGAAGUGAAAAAGAUUCUCGCCGACUUCUUGUCGAACAAUUCAUCGUCCUCCUCGCACGAUGCGUCGUUCAACGACCUCGAACAGUUGGCCGAGCUGCACAAACAGAUAGAGCUGAAGAAAGUGCACCGGGACGAUUUGCGUCGUUUGAAUUUCGGACUGUUCUCGCUCAAGCAGGGACUGGCGAGCUUUGGCAGCGGAGCGUUCGAGGAACAGCUUGCCAUCGAUCACCACACCAUCGUCCGGCAGGUGGUGGAGAAGUACCGGGAGGCAUCGUACGGUUUGCAGCGUUAUUGCGGCGAGCAGACACUGCUCGGCCAGUCGCGGCAGGCUCUGCUCGACCAGGGCGAGCUGCAGAAGCUGCAGAGUGUGCUGCGGCUGCAGGACCAGCUGCGCGUGAAGCUCGCCAGCACGCCGAUCGUGAAGCAGUGGGACCGGGAGAAGGCCACCCUGUGCGCGGAACAGAAGGAGCUGGCCAAGCUGGAGCAGGUCAGCAAUGAGAUUACGCACAAGCGUAAAGACAUGCUCGACCGGAAGCAGGGCGAGUUGGCCAACGUGCUGAUCGCUAUCGGCGAAGGUUUCGAACGGGCGGAGGAGCUGCGCAUCAAGCUGGCGGGGAUUACGAAGCAGCACGGAGACGACCUGCACGACGACCACAGCAGCGAGACCGAUCUGCGGUCGGAAGAUGGGCGGAAGGAUGCGGGCGGCACCGGUGGGGUGGAAGCGGAUCGGGAGGCGAACAGUUCGCCGAUGUUUGAAUCGAUCGACUGGAACCUGGAAAGCGCCAGCAUGGACUUGAAGUUGGAUCUGAACUUCAAGAAUCCGAACGAUUUCCCCGACAUCCUGGCGCACCUCAGCACCAUCCAUUCCGGCAAGUAUCAGCUGCAGGAUGUAGCCCACUCCGUCGUUGACAAGGGCAACGGGAAGAAAGCGCGCCACGAAGCAAAGCCACCAAAGGGUGCGAUGAGAAAGGGUGGCAAAGCAGCACCGGGUGAGGUUAAGUCAUCGCUCCCGGAACAAACUGACAGAGAUGCUGCUGCUACGGUCGCAAAGAAAUCCAAAAUGGCGGACUGUCGCGAAAAGGUUACUACGCCACAAGUGGAAGAGCGCAACGGGAACGACACGGAAAAUGUAAAGCCGGCCGAAAAUCGCAAAAAUCCGCAGCAACGCAACGAUUUCGCAGUGCCCAAAGCACCAAUGCCAAAGAAGGCGGUUGGCGCCAAUACGGCCAAUGUGCAAAAUGCUGCUGCACGCCCGUUGCGCAAAGUGCCGCCACCAGGGACGCCGAAAAAGUCCCCACAGAAGCGGGUCGCAAUGGCCGGAACCGGCCGUAAGGAGUGCAAAAAAGCACUCGCGCCUGCUUUGGUCCAAAUACAGCAGUCCAGCAGCCAUCGCUCUUCAAGCAACCCUUCUGCCAGAGCGUCCGGUGGAAACAGUAAGGGCGGUGGUUCCAACAGCAAUCAACCGAACUCGAAAAAGGAACCAGAAUAUGGCGCUCAAGAGCAGCCACGUGUGCAGCAAGAGAAACCUCAACAAGCCACAGCGCAACAGAAACAGCAACCGCAACAGCAACAAUCAAACAGAAACAACAAACCGACAGUGUCGAACACUGCCAAGUCGUCUACCCGUGAGCCGGCGGUGAAGGAGAGCGACCCGGAACCGAUGGAGCUGGACGCGGAGGAGGACUGCAACAUCGGCGAGAUGAUAGACACUUCGGCGAGCAACAAUUCCCUGGACUUUGUGAUGCAAAGUUCGAGCGGUGAGUUUGAUCUGAACUUUUCCGGCGACCUUCCCGACAUGAAUCUGGGUGAUGAUGCUGCUGCCGAUGAAGCGGACGAUCUGGACUUUUUGUGUGCCGGCCCGGCUAAACAGACGCGCAGCAAAUCGCAGAAGAGGAAAAAAUCGGUCGAUAGUAGUAAUGACGUAGCGGACAGCUUUGACUUUGCGUUCGACGGCAGCAACUCCAGCGAAUGUUUGGACGGUGGGGACGAUUUGUUUAGUUGAGCUACUUUUUUUAAAUGUUGCUAAU
Molecule: messenger RNA, 2223 nt
Organism: Anopheles coluzzii
Lineage: Eukaryota; Metazoa; Arthropoda; Insecta; Diptera; Culicidae
Exons: 3
Coding region: 177-2198 (673 amino acids)
Source: RefSeq, a predicted model, not a curated record